Molecule: messenger RNA, 2106 nt
Organism: Cygnus atratus (black swan)
Lineage: Eukaryota; Metazoa; Chordata; Aves; Anseriformes; Anatidae
Gene: CENPU
Product: centromere protein U
Exons: 13
Coding region: 191-1237 (348 amino acids)
Cellular component (GO): nucleus
Source: RefSeq, a predicted model, not a curated record
GGAGGCGGCCCGGCCCGGCCCUCGGCCCCGCGCCGCUUUGAAUCGCGGCGGGAAGGCGGCGGCGGCGGCUGUUGGAGGACGUGAGUCCCAGGUAUCAAGGCGAGGAGAGCAGAUUUGUAUUCAGGACUAUUUUGAGGGGCGGACAGCCUUAUCUUCAGUCGCAUAUUUAGGAGACUACGCUUCAUAGUAAAUGUCCUCUAAGAAAAAGAUGAAGGGAAAUCAUUCCAGAGAUAAAUUGAAGGAAGACAAAAGCAGCUCCCGUCCUCGUUGGAAAUUACUUCCACCUGAGGAACCAGAUGUCUCGAGGAUAUUGAAGGUGGCUGAAGCAAAUCAUCUUGAGGAGCUUGACGAUUCAUUUGAUCACCCUUUGCACAGUACUGCUGUGGAUGCUUACGGAGAGGAACGUUCGGAAAGCGAGUCACUUAGUUAUGUUUCAGCUCCACAACAGAAAAAGGCAGAAAGAAGUGAACAAAUGCACUUGAAAAUGUCUGAAGGUGAUGUUGACAAAUCCAACUCAGCUGAUUCUACGGAUGAGCCCCUUAAGGAGAAUAUGAAAGCUCCAAGUACUGCUCAACUCCGGUUGAAAAAGAAGAAACAACCUUCAGAGAAGAGCACACCAGACUCCUCUGUUAAUAGCCCGUGUUCUGUAGAGGUUUGGUGUCCCAAAGAUCUGAAAAGGUCUUCCAGAGAUAUUACAGAACUGGAUGUUGUUCUGGCUGAAUUUGAAAAGAUAACGGCAAAUUACAGACAAAGCAUAGAAUCAAAAAUUUGCAGAAAAGCUGUCAAUGGCUUCUGUUCUGCUUUCAAGGACCAAAUCACUGAUCUUAUAACAGAAGUCCAGGAAUUAAAGAACGUGAAGAAAAAAAAUGCUAAGGUAGUGGCAGACAUCAAAAAGAAAAGGCAGCGACUGAUGCAAGUCAGAGAAGAGCUAAUUGGAGCUGAAUCACAACUGGUAGAACUACAAAGAGAAUACACUGAGGUACAGGAGAGGAAAUCUUCCCUGACACAAGCAGUUCAAUUCCUUGCUGAUUUGACGGAGCUACACCAGGACUACUUGGAUUACAGAGAAGAAAACCCAAGAGAAAAAGUGGUACAGUAUGGAACUUCCAGCCUACCUGCUCUGCUGGUGGAAUCACGGAGAAUUCUAGGAGCAGAAAGACACUUUCAGAAUAUUAAUAGGAAACUGGAGGAUGCUCUGGACGUACAAAGAGGAAAGACUGGAUCGUGGCACUUCUGAUACCAGACUUCCUUCUUUAGAUCUACCAGAAUCCUAGGAAUGAAAUAGUUUUGGUUUUAAUAACAAUACAUAAAGAAAAUAAAUAUAUACAACGUGAAACUCUGACAAUAAAUGAAGAGAGUUUGUUUGUCCCCAAACUGUGGAUGUUGUUUUCACACUGACAUUACAUGCUUGUUUCAUACAUAGUCUGUCAUUUUCCCGAUGAACUUCAGACCUUUUAAGAAUACAUUUCUUUAAGACUAAGAUUUGGAAGUGAAAUUCAGUCAUCUUUAUUACAUUAAUACAUUAAAUUCAGAAGAAAAUGUCCCUAAUGUAAAGCUCGCAUAUGGGACCUAACUGUAAGGUAAGAUUUUGCUGUUGUUGUGCAUUUCACAACAUAAAAGCAGGAUAAAAUAAUUUUUUUUUGGCAACUGAUUAGACAACCCUGCUUUUACAAUUGUGUUAUGAAAACAACAUCUUCAAGUAACCUCAGGAGUUCAUCUAAUUAAUCUAGUGGCUGUAGGGGUUUUUUCCUACUCUCAUUUCUCAAAAACAUAUCUUUUGUCUUUCACUUGGUUUAUAUUUCAUGUAGAAUUAUUUUUAAGUGAAAAUAUUUCUACCACCAAUAUACUGCAAUUCUAAUAUCACCUAAAAACCUGACUUUUCACACUUAUUUUGAUAAAAAUUAUGGGAAGAAGUCUGAGUCUUUACAAAGUCUCCGCAAAACUCAGUUUGACUGAACUGGUGGCAGGACUUACCUUUUAACAGUUAAGAACACAAUUUAAGAUGUACUGUAAAUGUAAAUUUUUAUAUUAAAAAUGGUCUGUUUUCUUUAUCUUAUUUGUAAUUAGCUUCCUAUCUGAGAAAUGUCAAUGUAUAGUACCAUUUAA